Molecule: messenger RNA, 1875 nt
Organism: Parathielavia appendiculata
Lineage: Eukaryota; Fungi; Ascomycota; Sordariomycetes; Sordariales; Chaetomiaceae
Product: general substrate transporter
Exons: 4
Coding region: 1-1875 (624 amino acids)
Biological process (GO): transmembrane transport
Cellular component (GO): membrane
Molecular function (GO): transmembrane transporter activity
Source: RefSeq, a predicted model, not a curated record
AUGGCGGAGAAACCGCCCUCGUCGGGCGCCGACUCGGUCAAGGCCGCAGGCGAUCCGGAGAAGCAGCCAUACUCAAGCGAUCGUCACCCACCAUACCUCGACCCGUCCGUCAUGGAAGAGGACUACGAGGGAAAGCCGACCGAGGAGGAGCUGGCUGUUUUACGCCGCGUGCCAGGCUCUAUCCCCAUAAUCGCCUACCUCAUCUGCGCAGUCGAGUUCUGCGAGCGCGCCUCGUACUACGGCGUCCAACCCUUGAUCAGCAACUUUGUCAACCGUCCGCUCCCCAAGGGCGGAAACGGCUGGGGCGCACCCCCCGUCGGAGACCAGCAAACCGCCGGUGCUCUGGGUAUGGGAACGGUAGUCGCCAAUGCCGUGACGCAGUCCUUCAGCAUGCUUGCCUACGCGCUCCCCCUCUUGUUCGGCUGGCUCGCCGAUGCGAAGACGGGCCGCUUCAAACUCAUCUGCUGGGGUGUGGGCGUCUUCGGCGUGGCCCACGUCCUCAUGGUCGCCGCCGGCGCCAAGGACCUCCUGGCGAACGGCACUGCCAAGGCUCCGUACUUCCUCUCGGUCUAUAUUCUCUCCAUUGGCGCUGCCAUGUUCAAGCCGAAUGUGUCGCCCCUCCUCCUCGACCAGGUUACGACCACUGUACCUAAGGUCAUCACGCUCAAGAGCGGCGAAAGGGUUAUCGAGGACCCAGAAGCCACCACGGAGCGCGUCAUGCUUUGGUUCUACCUCAUGAUCAACAUUGGCGGCUUCAUGGGUGUUGCCACCUCCUACUCGGAAAAAUAUGUCGGCUGGUGGCUUGCCUUCCUGAUACCCCUCAUUCUCUACCUGCCGCUGCCGCUGUUGCUCUGGUUCCUGCACAAGCGCGUUAUCCUUCACCCCCCCGGUGGCAGUGAUCUGCCUAAUGUCUUCAGGGUUCUCGGCGUCUGCCUCCGCCGCGGGGGCAUCAUGAGAAUCGGCCGGCACGGAUUUUGGAACCUCGCCAAGCCCUCCAACAUUGCGGCUGCGGGUCUCAGCGAGACGUACAAGACGCGCUGGAACGAUGAGUUCGUGGACGAUGUCCGCCGGACCUUCCAGGCCACGGGCAUCUUCUGCUUCUUCCCGAUCCAAUACAUCAACGACAACGGCCUCGGGUCCGCAGCCAGUUUCCUGUCGACGAUGCUCGAGACCAAUGGGGUGCCCAACGACGUCAUCCAAAACUUCAACUCGCUGAGCAUCAUCGCCUUUUCGCCCAUUCUGAACUUAGGCCUGUACCCGGUCCUCCGGAGGCUCAAGAUCCACUACGGUCCCGUCGCGCGCAUGGCCACCGGGCUGGCCAUGUCCACCCUCGGAGGCGUCGGGUACACGGUGCUGAACCACUUUGCCUACCAGCAGUCGCCGUGCGGAGAGUACGGCUCGAGCGACUGCACCAUCGGCACGGGUGUCGCCCCGAUCAGCAUCUGGUUCAUGGCCAUCCCCUACGCCAUUGGUGGCAUUUCGGAGCUGUUUGUCAACGUGCCCGCUUACGGCAUCGCCUACUCGCGUGCCCCCGUCAACAUGCGCGGUCUCGUGUCGGCCAUCAACCUCUUCAACACGGCCGUCGCCUACGCCAUCGGCCUGGCCUGCUCGUCCGUCAUCACGGAUCCGUACCUGACGUGGGACUUUGGUGGCCCGGCCAUCGCGGGCGGUGUCCUGACGGUUAUCUUCUACUUCACCUUCCGGCAUAUCGAUCAGGAGGAGUACGUGCUGAGCAAGAACGGCAACGACACGGACUACCACCUCAACAUGGAGGGCACGAAGAACGUGGUCGGCGAGAACCAGCUCAACAAAAGCUUUAACAGGCCGGCACCUAUUGCUGAUAAUGAAGAGAUGAUGAUCUCGCAGAAGCAGUAG